AUGGCUCCUCUUCAGCACACCAACGGUAGCAACGGUUUCUCAAAUGGCGUCAAUGGCACCCGCCAGAACUUCUUCGAGGACUUUGGCGUCUGGAAAGAAGCCCCAGUAUUGACAGGCACGACGAAAUUCGAGCCUCUGCCAGAUGUGAAGAACAUCAUGAUUACUGGGGGAGCCGGUUUUAUUGCGUGCUGGCUUGUCCGACACCUGACGUUGACGUACCCCCAUGCGUACAACAUCGUUUCUUUUGACAAACUGGACUACUGUUCGUCGCUGAACAACACCCGCAUGUUGAACGACAAGCGGAAUUUCACGUUUUACCAAGGCGACAUCACCAACCCCACAGAGGUGGUGGACUGCCUCGAGCGGUACAACAUUGACACAGUCUUCCACUUCGCGGCGCAGUCUCACGUUGACCUGAGCUUCGGUAACUCGUACGGUUUCACGCACACCAACGUGUACGGAACCCACGUGCUCCUGGAAAGCGCCAAGAAAGUGAACAUCAAGCGCUUUAUCCACAUCUCGACGGACGAGGUGUACGGUGAGGUCAAGGAUGACGAUGAUGACCUUCUCGAGACCAGCAUCUUGGCCCCCACCAACCCAUACGCAGCGUCCAAGGCCGCCGCAGAAAUGCUGGUGCACUCGUACCAGAAGAGCUUUAAGCUCCCCGUCAUCAUCGUCCGCAGCAACAAUGUGUACGGUCCACACCAAUACCCCGAGAAAAUCAUUCCCAAGUUCACCUGCCUCCUCAACCGGGGCCAGCCAGUCGUGCUCCACGGCGACGGUACACCAACAAGGCGGUACCUUUUCGCAGGAGAUGCAGCGGACGCUUUCGACACCAUCCUGCACAAGGGCCAACUCGGCCAAAUCUACAAUGUCGGGUCCUACGACGAGGUUGCCAACCGGGACCUCUGCUGCAAGCUGCUGCAGCAGUUCGGCAUCCCAUACGAGACGCCGGAGGACGUGCAAAAGUGGGUCAAGUACACCCACGACCGGCCGUUCAACGACCACCGGUACGCGGUCGAUGGCACCAAGCUGAGGCAGCUGGGUUGGGACCAGAAGACGUCGUUUGCCGACGGGCUCAGGAUCACGGUGGCGUGGUACAGGCAGUUUGGCGAGCACUGGUGGGGCGACAUCUCCAAGGUGCUGUCGCCGUUCCCAGUCGUCAAGAACAAGGAGGUCCUCAGCGACAAGGAGGAGGUCACGGAUAUGCCGCAGCCGAAGCAGAAGGUGGCUGGUGCCUCCAACGGCAACGGCUCUGCGAAGGAGUACUUCCAUGUAGCAUCAUGA
This is a messenger RNA of Diaporthe amygdali, 1287 nucleotides long. RefSeq lists its product as uncharacterized. Bases 1 to 1287 code for a protein of 428 amino acids. Lineage: Eukaryota; Fungi; Ascomycota; Sordariomycetes; Diaporthales; Diaporthaceae. The transcript is spliced from 3 exons. Gene Ontology annotation, molecular function: dTDP-glucose 4,6-dehydratase activity. Gene Ontology annotation, biological process: nucleotide-sugar metabolic process. The record is from RefSeq and is a predicted model, not a curated record.